AUGCUUUCCUUUUUGACGUUGGUCUAUAUUUUACCUUAUUUAUUCUCUUUGUCCUUUACGAAUGCUUCACCAGUCCUAUCGAGUAAUAUAACUCAUAAUGUUAACUGUCCGAAAGGCAAAGAAAGAGUUUUUGAUCUUACAAUCAGUAAAGGAUUUUUUGCUCCUGAUGGUUUUGGACGAGAUAUGUUUCAUAUAAAUGGCACAUUUCCCGGUCCUCUCAUUAGUUGCAAUAAAGGUGACAUACUAGUGUUGAAUGUUAAAAAUGUUUUGAAUGAAACUACUACAAUUCAUUCUCAUGGCAUCCUCCAACGCGGGACUCCUUGGUAUGAUGGUGUCCCUGGAGCAACUCAGUGCAGAAUUCCACCAGGUCAAACAUUCACCUACAAAUUUCAAGUUUGUCAAAGUGGAACUUACUGGUACCAUUCGCAUGACAAGGCCCAAUAUAUCGAAGGAGUUGUUGGUGCUCUUGUAAUUCAUGAUCCCGAGGAUCCUUAUAUUAAUGACUAUGAUGAAGAAAUUGUCGUGUUAUUACAAGACUGGUAUCACACCGAUUCUAGAAUUUUAAUAAAACAAUUCUUGACUCCUGAGAGUCAAGGAAAUGAACCAUCUCCUGAUAAUGGAUUGAUUAACGGAAAGAAUUCUUUUAAUUGUUCGUCAGCUUCACCAGAUAGUCGUUGUAAUAAAGUAAUUGAAGUUGAAGGGAUGAUUACUAAACGCCAUAAAGUUCAGCGCCUUCCUAUUAAUAUUGGUCAACGUUAUUCAGUCAUUGUGAAUGCCAAUAAGCCGAUAGAUUCGUAUUGGAUGCGGGCAGAAAUGGAAACUUCUUGCUUUGCCGUCGUUUCACCCACUCUCAAUCCUAUAGUAAAGGCCAUUGUUAAGUAUGAAGGAUGUAAGAGUCAAACUCCAUCAUCAUCUGCUUGGAGUGACAUUGUUCAAAAUUGUACAGAUUUGAAUCCUAAUCAACUACAAUCUUACCAUCCACAACAAAUUCCUGAGGCUGAUGAACAAAUAAAAUUAAUCGUUACUUUCCGUCCGGAUGAAAAUAAUGUCACAUUGGCAUUUAUAAACAAUUCAACUUAUGUGAUAAACACAAAACAUCCUGUUCUAAAUAAAAUUUAUGAUGGCGAAACGGACUUUGCCCCUAGUCAAAACGUUUUCUUAAUUAAUCAAACUAAAGUUAUAGAGAUCAUUUUAAUAAACAAGGACGCCGGUGAACACCCAUUUCACUUGCACGGUCAUGUAUUCUGGAUACAUACUGGUAAAAAUGGCACUCGGCCAGAUUUUACAACGUUUAAAAAUAAUAAACAUUUAAUACAACGUGAUACUACGACCGUCCCUGCUAACGGAUGGGCCGUUCUCCGAUUUGUAUCAAAUAACCCUGGUGUAUGGGGAUUUCACUGUCAUAUUGAGUGGCAUGUCCAAUCUGGAUUAGUUGCGCAAUUCGUUACACAACCGGAUAAAAUUAGACAAUUAAAUCCACCUGACGAUUGGAAAGGAUUAU
Racocetra persica is the source of this 1501-nucleotide messenger RNA. NCBI's taxonomy places the organism in Eukaryota, Fungi, Glomeromycota, Glomeromycetes, Diversisporales, Gigasporaceae. The record is from the annotation of a GenBank genome assembly.